Aureobasidium melanogenum CBS 110374 is the source of this 555-nucleotide messenger RNA. RefSeq lists its product as uncharacterized. Gene Ontology annotation, biological process: rRNA processing. Lineage: Eukaryota; Fungi; Ascomycota; Dothideomycetes; Dothideales; Saccotheciaceae. The transcript is spliced from 2 exons. Gene Ontology annotation, cellular component: small-subunit processome; Mpp10 complex; small ribosomal subunit. The coding region runs from base 1 to 555 and encodes 184 amino acids. Gene Ontology annotation, molecular function: snoRNA binding; rRNA binding; structural constituent of ribosome. The record is from RefSeq and is a predicted model, not a curated record.
AUGGUCAGACAACUCAAACACCACGAGCACAAGCUCCUCCGCAAGGUCGACUUCUUCAAGCCCGACACAAAACAAGGCACUAUCCGCCAGAAUGAUGUAGUCCGCCGCUACAUGAUCCAAAAGCCCGAAGACUACACCUCCUACAACCGUCUCUGCGGCCAACUACGCCAACUCGCCCAUCGCCUGACCCUCCUCCCACCCGACAACGCCUACCGCCUAGCCACCGAAAAGAAACUCCUCGACAAGCUCUACGACAUGGCCAUCCUGAGCGAACGCAGCAAACUCUCUGCCGUCGAGAACAAAGUCACUGUUUCCGCUUUUGCGCGCAGACGUCUGAAUGUCAUCCUCACAAGACUGCAAAUGGCUCCCGAUCUCAAAGCCGCCACAACUUUUAUCGAAGGUGGUCAGGUUAGAGUGGGUACCGAGGUUGUCACUGAUCCUGCUUUCUUGGUUACGAGGAAUAUGGAGGACUUUGUCACUUGGGUUGAUUCGUCAAAGAUCAAGAGGACUAUCCACAGAUACCGCGACAAGCUGGACGAUUUCGACUUGCUUUAG